UUUGUCCAAUCAUCAACCUCUUUCAGUCUUUCAGAAAAGAAAAUGUCAACCGGAUUCCUGUAAAAUAAUUUUCUUCUGUCCGUACUACCCCUAACCGUUCGAUAUAUAAAUGCAACUUUGCAAGUCACAAAAGCAUAUUUCAGCUUUGCUUACAUAUUAAGAGGAAAGAGCAAGCGACAUACUCAAAAGAGAUUAAUUAAGCGGUCGAAUAUUAUUAAGGUUAUGGCAGAGGAGUAUCAGGGCGGGAUUUGCGGUGGCAACUGGUGGAGCAGUGCAUCGAGACAUGCGCUCGUGGCGACGUCGCCGUGUUCUGUAGGUUUCAAUGAUCAUAUGGGAAGCUUUGGCUGCCCGAACGACGUGGACAUGAUCAAGUCAAGGUCUACUUGCGGCGGUUUUGGUCUUAAUUCAUCGUCUUCCACACUGCCCUCAGAUUUGAACCAAGCGUUGCUCCUUCGCGGUAGUAGUGGAAGAGGUGAGAGCAAUUUUCAUAAUUCCAUGCUCCAAGAAGACAUGGGUUCUUUCAAGCAGCCUAUGAAUAAUCAAGAUUUUCCAUUAGACCAAAGCAGCUCCUCCUCUGGGUUUCCUAUAACCUCAUCGCCAGCUAAUAAUUCUUACGGUGGGGGCUUCCCUUCACAAUUGUUGCAAAGUUUGUAUGAUCCGGAAGAAGUAGUUGUACCCCAACCACAGCUACAAUCACUAUUCAACAACGGCUCGUCAUCCAUGAGUUAUUCUUCAGCUGAAAGUUAUGGCACACUUGGUUCCAAUGAUUUAUUAUCAUCACCAACUUCUAGUACUACCUGUUGGCCUAGAUACUCUCCCAGCUGCCUAAGACCUUCCCUGCAGCCAAGGCAACAACAACAACAACAACAACCCAGAGGCGGCAGUGGCAGUGGCGGUGGCGGUGGAUUGCACUUUUCGAAUAUUAAUACACCCUUCUGGAAUGCUCCCGCGGCCGCUUUAAACCAUGACAUCCGAUCAACUGGUCUUUUUCCCUCAUUGUCACAGUCACAAUAUACAGCACCUACUGCAGCAAUAUAUGAUGAACAUAAACCCAUUACUUCCGGUAACUUCACUAAGCCCACUACUACUGAAGAUGUUCAGGACUCGAGCUCCAGUACAGUCAAGAAGAGCGGCAGCAGCUUCUGUAGUAGUACUGAACCCGUAUUCAAAAGAGCUCGGAUUGAAACACCUUCACCAUUACCGACUUUUAAGGUUCGGAAAGAGAAGCUAGGGGACCGGAUCACAGCUCUCCAGCAAUUGGUUUCGCCUUUCGGAAAGACCGAUACAGCUUCUGUCCUCCACGAAGCUAUUGAGUACAUCAAAUUCCUCCACGAUCAAGUCGGUGUUUUAAGCACUCCAUAUAUGAAAAAUGGAGCUCCCAUGCAACACCAACAGGGUUGUGAUAAAUUGAAGGAGGCAGAACAAGAAGGAAAGCACGAUCUAAAAAGUCGAGGGUUGUGCUUGGUUCCAAUUUCAAGUACAUUCCCUGUUGCUAAUGAGACCACGGCUGACUUUUGGACUCCGACAUUUGGAGCAACGUCUUUCAGGUGAUCGAUAACACGAAGAGGCCAUAGGAGCCAACUGAGGAACCCAUUUAAUUUUUCUACUAGGGAAUUACUGUGUUGUAAGCAAUUAAGACCAGAGACCCAAUAUUAAUGAUUAAUGAGCUGAGAGUACUUAGCUAGUUAGAUCAGGUGGGGGUUUGGAACAGGAACAGGUGCUAAAUUUAGCGGAAGGUGUUGACAUUAGUUUAAUUAGUAGUUGUUAAUUUUUGUUAACAAUAGCUGAAUUUAGCAGAUGGGGUUCGAUAAACUGCCCUUUUUGUUCCUGUUCAUGUAUUAAGUUGUCAGCUAGGGCUGGCAGCACCACCUUUUAAUUAUUAUCUCAGAGAAAAAAGAAAAGAAAAAGAAGAUGAAAUAAAUUAAGAGAUUAUUGUGGAUCUA
Molecule: messenger RNA, 1943 nt
Organism: Rosa chinensis
Lineage: Eukaryota; Viridiplantae; Streptophyta; Magnoliopsida; Rosales; Rosaceae
Product: transcription factor bHLH112
Exons: 8
Coding region: 223-1551 (442 amino acids)
Biological process (GO): regulation of transcription by RNA polymerase II
Cellular component (GO): nucleus
Molecular function (GO): protein dimerization activity; DNA-binding transcription factor activity, RNA polymerase II-specific; RNA polymerase II cis-regulatory region sequence-specific DNA binding
Source: RefSeq, a predicted model, not a curated record